AUUCCCUAAUGCAGAGGUUCUUGACCCUUGACUAUGUAAUAGAAUCCGCUUCCCAGAGAUUCCAGUUGCAUUAUUGGAGAAGAGUGUAGGAAUAUAUAUUUUUAAAUACAGUGUGGUCCACAGACCAACAGAUUUGGAAUCACUAAAUGCAAAAUUUGUGCUUAUAAAAUACAGAAUUUUAGGCACCUCAAUAGACCUAUUCAGUCAAAACCAGCACUUAACAGGGCCCCUAGGGAGUUCAUGUAUAAAUUAAAUUUUUGGAAGCAUUGCCCUUUGUGAUUCUUAUGUGCAAUCCAGACUAACUCCUGAUUUACCAGGUGAAGAGGAUGAGGAUGUUGUUCAUGGAGCAGCUGAAGCUCAUAUUCCUGAUCUCUGGUAGCACCUGCAAGUGCUGACUCUCUGGUUUGUGAUUCCUAGUGAGACUUGUGACACCAGAGAAUGAUCUGCUCAUGUCUCAGGAAAGCAAAAUUCUAAGCAAUUAAGUGCAUGAAGCUUCACGUGAUGUUUUCCCUACUGCAACACCAGAACAUUAAGUCCAUGUGUAAAGAAAUAUUAAUGUAGCUCAAUUAAACGGCAUCAGCAAGGUGAAAAUCCUUGCAGUUUGGGCUCAGUUAUGUCUCUUUGAGGAAAGGAAUUUCGCAUGUCUCGUAUUCCUCCUUAAUUUUCCUAGCUCUGAGGCGUACCCUGAGGUGUGGGUGUCUGGAGAGUUGGCACGAGGUCUCAGGGGUAGGCAUUACCUUUAUUCCUUCCUCCUAACCCCAAAUUACUGAACAUCUCCAUCAGUUUUACUUUUUUUGCACAUUGCCAACACUCAGUCCUGUGGAUAGCAACACAAGGAAUAAGUGACGCUGGAUGUGGAUACUGGAUUAUCUGCUCUGGAUAAAGAGUAGAAUGGUUAAGGUAGUCAAAUAUUUUCCGUAAUUCUAAGGUUACAUCCAGGAGUUUUGUGAGAAAGUGUCAAAAACUAGUGAGUUUUUAUUCUCUGAGGGUUUAGUAGUAGAUACUUUAAUAUAACAUUAGUUUUCUGUCUUUAAAGUUGGAGGAAUGCAUGUCUCAUCCUUAAACACAGCCAAUAAAUAUUUCACAAAGUGAAACAUUGCCUACAUCCGGGCACUGUUCCAGGUUUGGCGCUGCUGCAGUCAUGACAGUAGACACGUUUACAAUUGCUAUAGUGAGAACAACUCUAAACAAAUAAUACCCCUGUGCACUGAGUGCUAUGAGGACAAACACAGGAUGCUGUGGAAACAUAGCAGUGCGUUCUCCUCUGGUCUGGGGGAAACAGAGGAUUUAGCUGAGUAAGUGGCUUGUAAUAUACCUGCUGGAUAAAUAAGGGCAAGCCAGAUGAAAAGGGAGCAGAAGGAGGAAGGUGCUAUGCAGGAGGAUCUGCAAGUGCAAAAGGACGGAGGCAAGAAAUUGUGACUUUUAAGUCCAGCAUUGGUAGAGAGUGGAGUGUGUGUCAUUACGGGGCAAGAUGAAGAUGUGGAUGCAGGCAAGGGUCAGAUCAUGAAGUGCCUUUUUGCCCUUGAAAGACCAUUUGCCCUUAUCUUAAGAGCAAUGAGAAUCCAUGAAGAUUUUUAAGAGUGUGGUGAUCAGAUUUUCAUCUUAGAAUGCCACACUUUGAAGAAAUUGAUGGAAGGUGAGCAUGGAAGCAGGGAGAUAAAUUAAGAGGCUGUUCCAAUACUACAGACAAGUUAUGAUGUUACCCUGGUCUGGGGUGUAGUGAGAGUUGAGACAGUAGUGGAUGAAUUAGAAAGAGAAUAAAGUGGGAGAAUCUGUAGGACUUGACGGACUGGGUGCUGAUAGUGCCAGAAAGGAGGGAAUGAAAGAAAACUCUUAGGUUUAUGACUUGAGCCUGCAUUUCUUUUCUGAGGCAUGAGAGAAUUGAAGGAGUGGGCAGGGCGAGCGCAGGAAUUCAUAUGGGAUCAGUUGAGCUGAAGAUGCUUGUGAUACUCCAUGGGAAGAUAAUCACUCAGGAAUUGGUGAUAGAGCUGUGAAAGUCAUAGAGGUUUACCCAUGAGAUUUAGAUGGUAAUUGAUGUCAUAGGAAUAGGCAGGUUCUGAUUUCAGGGAUGUGUAUGUAGAAUUAUGAGAGAACAGUGUUUAGGAAAAAGCCUAAGAAAACACCAGAAUAUAAGAUACUAUUGGAGAAGACACCAAUCAGAUUUAUUGAAAAUGAAUGGCAAGGAGAACCAGCAUGAGCACGUAGAAGAUACGAGAUUAGAGUGUUUUUGAAGGCAGGCAAGAGUUAAUAUUGUUGCAUGCUAAUUGAUGAGAAAUAAAGGAAAUAUCUGCAAAGCGGCUUGGAUUUAGAGAUGUAGUGUAUUUCUGGUUACAGAGAGUGUUGUUACAGAUAAUGAGGAUAAAAUCCGUUAUUGAAGAACCGCUAAUAGAUAUAUGCAUCACAGAAAUAUGUUCAUUUUUAUUCAGAUUUUUAAUGGAUACGAUUAUUUUCUGCUAAAGAAGCUGGACGCAAAACAUGAUGGGAAGAAAUAAAACUGUCAUCUCAGAGUUCCUCCUCCUGGGCCUGCCGAUUGCACCAGAACAUCAAAACCUGUUCUAUGCUCUGUUCCUGGCCAUGUAUCUUACCACCGUCCUGGGGAACCUCCUCAUAACUUUCUUGAUUCAAUUGGACUCUUACCUCCACACACCGAUGUAUUUCUUUCUCAGCAAUUUGUCAUUCUCUGACCUCUGCUUCUCUUCUGUGACUAUCCCCAAGUUGUUACAGACCAUGCAGAGCCAAGACCCAUCCAUCCCCUAUGCCGGCUGCCUGACCCAAAUGUAUUUCUUCCUCUUCUUUGCAGACCUGGAGAGCUUCCUCCUUGUGGCCAUGGCCUAUGACCGCUACGUGGCCAUCUGCUUCCCCCUGCGCUACACCACCAUCAUGAGCCCCAAGCUCUGUCUCUCCUUGGUGGUGUUGUCCUGGCUGCUGACCACGUUGCACGCCAUGCUGCACACCCUGCUCAUGGCCAGACUGUGUUUUUGUGGGGACAACGUGAUCCCCCACUUUUUCUGUGAUAUGUCUGCUCUGCUGAAGCUGUCCUGCUCUGACACGGGCAUUAAUGAGUUGGUGAUAUUUAUCAUGGGGGGGCUCAUUCUUGUCAUUCCGUUCCUACUCAUCGUCAUGUCCUAUGCACGGAUUGUCUCCUCCAUCCUCAGGGUCCCUUCUACUAGGGGUAUCCGCAAGGCUUUCUCUACCUGUGGCUCCCACCUCUCUGUGGUGUCACUGUUCUAUGGGACAGUAAUUGCUCUCUAUUUGUGCCCAUCAGCUAAAAAUUCUACUGUGAAGGAGACGGUCAUGGCUAUGAUGUACACUGUGGUGACCCCCAUGCUGAACCCCUUCAUCUACAGCCUGAGGAACAGAGACAUGAAGGGAGCCCUGGGAAGAGUCUUUUGGAAAAGGAAAACUCCCUUCUCUCUAUGUUGCUGAAGCUUGGGAUGUUCAUAUAAUUUAAUGCAAUAGACUGUUGAUAUUAAUAUUGGGAUAUUAACUCAGACGUCUUUUUUUUCCUAAUGAUCUUUUUACUAAAAUCACAUAGUAAGAAAUUUCCCAGCAAGCAAGUGAGAUAGAGUGGAAGUAUGGAGUUGAACUUGAAAAGGGGAUCUCAGGGACUUGCUAGCAGGGUCUCGCUCUUUGUUUUAGCUAGGUGAUGCCAAGAAGCAUCAUUUAAAAACUUUGAAUUGAUCUUUCUUUUCAAAUUGUUAAACAACUAAUUUAACAUUUUUAAAGAAAUCCCAAACCUGCUUUAAAUAAUCUUCUAUCCUCCCAGGUCUAUACUGUUUAAAACUCAACAAUUCUUACUCUUCAGGCUCUCUCUCCUAAACUAAGCUUUUAAUUAAAAAAUAAUAAUUUUUUUUUUUUUUUGGUCUCUUUAGGGCCGUACCCACAGCAAGUGGAGGUUUCCAGGCGAGGGGUCGAAUCAGAGCUGCAGCUUUAGGCCGACUCCACAGCCAGA
This is a messenger RNA of Sus scrofa (pig), 3952 nucleotides long. Lineage: Eukaryota; Metazoa; Chordata; Mammalia; Artiodactyla; Suidae. The record is from RefSeq and is a predicted model, not a curated record.